GUUGAAUUGACAACUCAAGCGCAAGUAUUGUGACGCAUGCGCAGUCUCAAUUUCAACUGCAUUGUGCGACUCUUGGUAACAGAGCUUCAUAAGUACAUUAAGACUUUUUUGUGCGGCUUAAAAUUAAACAAACGUUAAUCCAUUCUUAUCUAUCAAUUGCAGUGUAAUAUCACAAAAGACACUCUAAUCAGUGUAUAAACAAGAGUUGUUAUGUAAAAAAAUUCGAUGUGUUCAAUGUCAAAUUUUAUCCGGGUGCAUUUAUAAUGCAUUGAUAAUGAGACUUUAUCAAAUAAUUCGACGGUCGUCCAGUGUACAGGCUUAGUGAAAUUAGGCAUUAUAUGGAUAUUAGUUGCAUAAAAUUAUUGAUGAGUCGUGAUAAUGUCACUUCGGACGAUUUCAGUUGCCUAUUGUGCGUUGAGUGUUGACGACGGAACGCAUAUGUGUUGCAUUUAUAAAUAAAUCAAGUUUUUAAAGGAUUUACAAUGAGCCAGUUAGAAAAAAUGAAGGUGAACCCCGAUCUGGCGAUGGAAAGGGCGAAAUGCAACUUUAAUAUUAUGGAGGUAACGCAUAUUCUUGAUGGAGGCGAGGAGAAUACGUUGCGUAGGAAGAAAAUAGAAGACAUAGCUUUAAACAGUGGAGCCUCGAAGGAUUCCUUCCCAGAAGAACACAUGAGUCCUAAGGAGAAGUAUGAGAAUGCUGUGAGGAAGUCAUGUCUGUAUGCCGACCUUGUGAAGAAUCACUUUGCUCACCUUACUGGAUUGGAAACUUUUGGAAUAAAUUCCGGCGUCAUCAGGCGCACAGCAGAUGCUUUCUUCAAAGAAGUAUCUCCAUUCUUACUUCAUAUGGGCAUGUUUGUGCCCACAAUUAUGGGUCAAUGUACUUCGGAGCAGAUGUCCUAUUGGCUUCCAAGAGCGAUGGACAUGCAAAUCAUUGGGACCUAUGCCCAGACGGAGCUCGGCCACGGUACUUUCAUAAGAGGCCUGGAGACGACUGCUACAUAUGAUCCAGAGACUGAAGAGUUUGUUCUGCACAGCCCCACUUUGUCCUCAUACAAGUGGUGGGCAGGAGGCCUUGGAAAUACAGCGAAUUACUGUAUCGUGGUAGCUCAGCUAUACACAAAGGGUGAAUGCCAUGGCACCCACCCAUUCAUCGUUCAGAUCCGAGAUGAGGACACCCACAUGCCUCUCCCUGGGAUCACAGUGGGAGAAAUCGGACCAAAGAUGGGAUUUAAUACGGCUGACAAUGGAUUCCUAGGAUUUGAUCAUUAUAGGAUACCAAGAGAACAUAUGAUGAUGAAGAAUGCUCAGGUUUUGAAGGACGGUACCUACGUCAAAGUGGCAAGGCAUGGCAAGCUGACUUAUGGGACGAUGGUGUUUGUACGAGUAAUCUUAGUCAACGAAGCUGCCUUCAACCUGGCGAAGGCUUGCACCAUUGCUGUGCGGUAUUCUGCUAUUCGUAGACAGUCCCGACCGAACCCUGAUGCACCCGAGCCUCAGAUCCUGGAUUACGCAACGCAGCAGCACAAGUUGUUCAUCACCAUAGCUACUGCGCAUGCGUUGCAGUUGUCCAGCACAUGGUUGUGGCAGAGCUUCAGCGCUGUGCUUAGAGAAAUGAAGGAUGGCAACACUGAUAAGUUACCCGAGUUCCACGCCCUCUCAAGUUGUUUAAAAGCAGUCAGUACGUCUGAUGCAGCAUACCUGAUCGAGCAGUGUCGCCACGCGUGUGGAGGUCACGGCUACAUGAUCUCGUCUGGCAUCCCCCACCUUUACAACUUCGUGUCUGCCACCAGGACGUAUGAGGGAGAUUACACUGUGUUGCUUCUGCAAACUGCCAGGUUUUUGGUAAAAGCAUACGAGCAGGCUGAAGCGAAUCAGCCACUGACGCCUACUGUGUCGUACCUGAAGCUGGCCUUCUCACGUAAGGAGCCCUGGGACAGCAGCCCUGCAGGCAUCGUCAGAUCUUUCCAAGCUCUGGCUGCAGGAAAAUUAUCUUCAUGUGUGAAGAAUAUGAGGAAACGUAUGCGAUCGGGAUUAUCUGAAGUGGAUGCAUGGGAAUCGUCUACUAUACAAUUGGUUUCGGCAGCUGAGGCUCAUUGCCGUGCUGUGAUAUCGGAUGCGUACAGAAGUGAGAUUGUAAGACUGACUGCUAAUUCGAGUCCGAAUGUGAAGAUAGUCAUGGAACAGCUCUCGACUCUCUACUUAUACUACUGGGCUUUGGAAAGGACUGGAGACUUGUUGCUGUACACGUCAAUGUCGGAAAAGGAUAUCGUGGACCUGCAGUUGGCUUAUGAAGAACAGCUUCAGAAAAUAAGGCCUAAUGCCGUUGGUAUCGUCGAAGCUUUUGACCUGCGGGACGAACUUCUACAUUCAACCCUAGGAUCCUAUGAUGGUCAAGCCUACGAGCGGCUGAUGGACGAAGCUCUAAGGAGUCCUAUGAACAAGGAGCCAGUCAACCAGGCUUACUAUAAAUACUUAAGGCCAAUGAUGAAAUCAAAUCUGUGAUAUAGAAAGAAAGAAAGAAAUGAAGAAGGUUUUCAAUAUGUAGUUUUCAUGUGUUAAUUAUAAUGACAUAACGUAUGUUUUGGUAGUGAUUGCAGGAACCAUAAUAUACCUAGAUUAUAUACAACGUUUUUGGACACUUGGAUUUUCUCCUGUGCAUUAUCAAACAUACAGUUUCAUAUACAUUGUCUGUUUAAAAGGUUUCUGCAUGGUUGGCUCCAUCAUAUUGUACAUCUUCUGAAGAAAGGUCUUCAUCAGAAAAUGGUAUCUAUAGUCAAUACUUCAAGUUUAUUUUUUCCAUUGCCAUGACCAUGACGCUAAACAAUACCCGACAACUUUCCAAAUACCUAAUUUGUUAAUUAAUUAUUUGUUAUUGUUAAGGAAUUUGCACAUAAAUAUGUAUGUAAAUACUAAGUAUACGUAGGUGGGUAUCUGACUGAACUAAUUGAAAAUAACGUACCUUCGAUAUUUAAAAAAUAUAUUUUGUUAUCUAUAUUUUCAUCGGUUUUUUUUGGAUUAUAGUUCCCACCUACGUUGUUUUUGGUAUUAUUGAUUUGAUUAUAGAAAUUUAUUGCGGAUCAACAUUUAUAUUUUCUUGACAAAUGUACCUACUUAUUAUCAUCAGAAUGCACUGCAGUUGUUUUAUGGAAGUGGAUUAAGAUUAAAUGAUUUAUACUUAUACGUAUUUUUAUAAUCUGU
Spodoptera exigua (beet armyworm) is the source of this 3197-nucleotide messenger RNA. Lineage: Eukaryota; Metazoa; Arthropoda; Insecta; Lepidoptera; Noctuidae. The record is from the annotation of a GenBank genome assembly.